AUGUUCAACUGGUACAAGCUGUCAGAAGUUUGCUUUGCUCACCUCGAAGAUUUGGACCUUCAUCGCGGUCCGCAGGAUGACCAGCUUUCUGGCUUGUCGUCUUGUAGAUGGUUUACCAGAGGAUGGACACUGCAGGAACUGAUUGCUUCACGAAAUCUUGAGUUUUACGACAGUGCUUGGAAUUACCGGGGAACCAAAGCAGAGCUUCAAGGCAGAAUCUCAGGCAUCACCGGUAUCGACAUGGCAGUUCUCGAAAACAAUGCUAUCUUGGAGACCAUACCAGUUGCGAAGCGCAUGUCAUGGGCAGCAAACCGAGAGACCACAAGAGUAGAGGAUCUAGCGUACUGCCUCCUCGGGAUCUUUGGUGUCAACAUGCCAAUGCUUUAUGGAGAAGGGACCAAAGCCUUUGGCAGACUUCAAGAGGAAAUCAUCAAAGAAACAACUGACCUCUCUAUCUUUGCAUGGAAAGUCAGUUUGUACGAAGGGAAAUAUCUAGGGAUAUUUCGGCCGCUAGGAUUUCGCGGUAUCCUCGCUCUAGCGCCCUCCGAGUUCGCACACUGUCGAAAUCUCCGCCGCGCUUCAACGAUGAGAUACGGGCACGAAUAUAGCAUGACGAAUAAGGGCCUCAGACUGGAGACAUUUCUUGGCGAGAGCAAGGACAAGGAAUACGUCCUCAACCUCGCGUGCAUAAUACCGGAUGACAAUGGGAGUGCGUCGAAGAUUGGAGUUUACCUUACAAAGACGGCGGAUGGCUUUGUCCGUAGCCGACCUUAUGAACUAUUCGAAACACAAGAUUCUCUGUUAUGGGCCGGUCCACGCCACAAGAUCUUUAUUCGAAAACAUGUCACGUCAUUUGGUUCCACUGACUUGGCAAGGCGCCUCGACAUGAAUAUUGCGUCGCAGUUCAAUAUUUGUCCUGGAUUCAAGCUCGCUUCUUUCGCAGCGAAGCCAGCAGAUCUAUGGGAUACCCUGCGUCAAGAAUUCGUCACGGACAGGAGCGAAAAGUUCACUGGUUUUCUCAAUUUUCAGCUAACAGAUACUUCCAAGACCUUUAUCUCUCCUCGGAUCUAUGUAGUCUUCGGCUUAGAAGCGGAUUCGUCAUCUGGGGACUUGAAACCGUGGAUGAGUAUUUAUAGCUCUACGGAUAAGCAGAGAUAUGGAAAUAUAAUGGACUGCGUCGAUGGAUACUACAGUUCGUACGGAGAGGAGUACUACCUGCAUCAACUGCGCGACUGUGUUCUCACUUCGGGGAAUAUUCUACCGCAGAAAAUCAGCCUCCCUUCCAGUGAUGCCGCGCAUCGUCUUCGUAUCUCUCUUGGGGCUCUUCAGCGAUCUCCUGGAAAUUCACAUACUAUAACGGUAAAUGUUUCAAACAUGGGAUGA
Messenger RNA from Fusarium mangiferae, 1383 nucleotides. RefSeq lists its product as uncharacterized. Bases 1 to 1383 code for a protein of 460 amino acids. The transcript has a single exon. Lineage: Eukaryota; Fungi; Ascomycota; Sordariomycetes; Hypocreales; Nectriaceae. The record is from RefSeq and is a predicted model, not a curated record.